Messenger RNA from Peromyscus eremicus (cactus mouse), 4188 nucleotides. RefSeq names its product MYB binding protein 1a (gene Mybbp1a). Gene Ontology annotation, molecular function: transcription factor binding; sequence-specific DNA binding; transcription corepressor activity. The record is from RefSeq and is a predicted model, not a curated record. Gene Ontology annotation, cellular component: nucleolus. Gene Ontology annotation, biological process: regulation of DNA-templated transcription. The coding region runs from base 40 to 4101 and encodes 1353 amino acids. The transcript is spliced from 26 exons. NCBI's taxonomy places the organism in Eukaryota, Metazoa, Chordata, Mammalia, Rodentia, Cricetidae.
GGAAGAGACCGUCUUCCGAGACCACGUGUUCCGCGCAGCAUGGCGGAGAUGAAGAGCCCCGCGAAAGCUGAUCCUGCGUCUCCAGCAGAAGCGGCCCAAGAUGACCGCCGCGGCCUGCUGGAGCACAGCCGCGAGUUCUUGGACUUCUUCUGGGACAUCGCGAAGCCGGAGCAGGAAACGCGGCUCCAGGCCACGGAGAAGCUGCUGGAGUACUUGCGCACAAGGCCCAGUGGUUCGGAGAUGAAAUAUGCCCUGAAGCGCCUGGUCACUGGGCUUGGGGUGGGCCGAGAAGCCGCUCGGCCCUGCUACAGUCUGGCGCUGGCACAGUUGUUGCAGUCUUUUGAAGACAUCCCCUUGUGCAGCAUCCUGAGUCAGAUGCAAGAAAAAUACAAUCUGCAAACGGUGAACAAGGCGAUGAUGAGACCCGCUCUCUUUGCAAACCUGUUCGGAGUGCUAGCUCUCUUUCAGUCAGGCCGCCUGGUGAAGGACCAGGAUGCCCUGAUGAAGUCGGUGAGGUUGCUGAAGAUCCUGUCCCAUCACUACAACCACUUACAGGGGCAGCCAAUCAAGGCCCUGGUGGACAUCCUCUCUGAGGUCCCAGAGUCCAUGUUCCAGGAGAUCCUGCCAAAGGUCCUCAAGGGGGACUUGAAAGUGAUCCUUAGCUCUCCUAAGUACCUGGAGCUCUUCCUCUUGGCUCAGCAGAGGGUGCCAGCAAAGCUUGAGUCACUGAUGGGCUCAGUUGACCUGUUCUCAGAAGAGAAUAUUCCCAGUCUGGUGAACGUGCUGAGGAUGGCGGCCAACUCUGUAAGGAAGGAGCAUAAGCUGCCAGACGUGGCUCUGGACCUGCUCCGCCUGGCGCUGAAGGAGAACAAAUUCACACUGUUCUGGAAGGAGAUUUUGGAGCAGGGGCUGCUGAAGAAGCCAUGCUGGUCAACCAGCUACAUGUGUUUCCGCCUGCUGGGGGCAUCCCUGCCUCUGCUGUCCGAAGAGCAGCUGCAGCUGGUGAUGCGGGGAGACUUGAUCCGCCAUUUUGGGGAGCACAUGGUCAUUUCUAAGCCCCAAAACCUGUUCAAGUUCAUCCCAGAGAUAAGUACAUAUGUGAGCACCUUCCUGGAGGGGUGCCAGGAUGACCCUGAGCGGCAGUUUGCCAUGAUGGUGGCCUUCACGUCCAUCACCAACCAAGGUCUUCCUGUCAUGCCUACCUUCUGGCGGGUCACACGGUUAUUGAGUAGUAAAGCCCUGCAGAGCUAUGUGGUCUGGUUGCGGGACAUGUUCCUCCAGCCUGACCUGGACUCCCUGGUGGACUUCAGCACUGCCAACCAGAAGAGAGCACAGGAUGCCUCGCUCAAUGUGCCAGAACGAUCUGUAUUCCGGCUCCGGAAGUGGAUCAUCCACCGCCUGGUCAGCCUCGUAGAACAUCUGCACCUGGAGAAGGAUGAUGCUGUGGUCGAUCAAGUAGCCAGGUUCUGCUUGUUCCAUGCCUUCUUCAAGACAAAGAAGUCCACUCCCCAGAUCCCAGAGACAAAGCAACAGUUCUCCUUCCCCUUGGACGACCGGAACCGAAGUGUCAUCGUUGGUGCCUUCUUCAGCCUGCUACAGACCCUCAGUGUGAAGUUUAGGCAGACACCAGACCUGAAUGAAAGCGGGAAGCCCUGGACUUACCGACUGGUGCAGUUGGCAGACAUGCUGUUGAACCACAGCCGCAACGUGACCAUUGUGACACCCUUCACAACACAGCAGCGCCAGGCCUGGGACCAGAUGAUGAGUACCCUGAAGGAACUAGAGGCCCGCUCCUCAGAGACCAGGGCCGUUGCCUUCCAGCACCUGCUGCUUCUGGUGGGCCUCCACCUCUUCAAGUCCCCUACAGAGAGUUGUGAUGUCCUAGGUGACAUCCAGACCUGCAUCAAGAAAAGUAUGGAGCAGAAUCCCCGUCGAUCACGCUCUAGGGCCAAAGCCUCCCAGGAACCAGUGUGGGUGGAGGUGAUGGUAGAGAUCUUGCUGUCCCUGCUGGCUCAACCCAGCAACUUGAUGCGCCAGGUGGUCCGGAACGUAUUUGGCCAUAUCUGUUCCCACCUUACUCCACGUGGUCUGCAGCUAAUCCUGGCUGUGCUCAACCCCGAGACCAAUGAGGAUGAGGAUGACAAUGUGGUGGUCACCGAUGAUACCAAUGAGAAGCAGCUGAAGCAUGGAGAGGUACUUAUCAGGUGCAAGGAUGAAGACUCAGAUAGUGAAGACAAUAAGAACUCAGAGAGUGACGUGGAUAGUGAGGAUGGGGAAGAGAGUGAAGAGGAGGACCGUGAUAAGGAUGUGGAUCCGGGCUUUCGUCAGCAGCUGAUGGAAGUGUUGCAAGCUGGAAAUGCACUGGGUGGAGUGGACAGUGAGGAGGAGGAGGAGGAGCUUGGGGAUGAGGCUAUGAUGGCCCUGGACCAGAACCUGGCCAGCCUAUUUGCAGAGCAGAAGCUGCGCAUCCAGGCCCGGCGAGAGGAGAAGAACAAGCUGCAGAAGGAGAAGAAGCUCCGACGGGACUUCCAGAUCCGGGUACUGGACCUGAUUGAAGUACUGGUGACCAAGCAGCCUGAGCACCCCCUGAUCCUGGAACUACUUGAGCCACUGCUGAGCAUGAUCCAGCACAGCAUGCGCAGCAAGGGCUCCACCAAGCAGGAGCAGGACCUCCUGCACAAGACUGCCCGCAUCUUCAUGCAUCAUCUGUGUCGUGCCCGCCACUACUGCCACGAGGUGGGGCCCUGUGCAGAGGCUCUGCAUGCCCAAGUGGAGCGGCUUGUGCAGCAAGCUGGCAGCCAGGCUGACGCCUCCGUAGCCCUCUACUACUUCAACGCCUCUCUGUACCUGCUGCGAGUCCUCAAGGGCAACGCUGCUAAGAGGCACCAGGACGGUCAGAAGCUACGGGGAGCUGACACCCAGUCUGAGCCCAAGGACCCAGAGGCCCAGGCUGCCAAUUGUUUGGACUUGGACUUUGUGACCCGGGUGUACUCAGCAGCUCUGGAAUCUCUUCUGACCAAGCGUAACAGCCCGCUCACUGUCCCAAUGUUCCUCAGCCUCUUCUCCCGAUACCCAGUGAUCUGUAAGAACUUGCUCCCCAUCCUGGUCCAGCAUGUGGCUGGCCCAUUGCGGCCCCGCCAUCAGGCCCAGGCGUGUCUGCUGCUCCAGAAGACCCUGUCUGCACGGGAGCUGAGAGUAUGUUUUGAGGAUCCUGAGUGGGAGCAGCUGAUUGGCCAGGUCUUGGGAAAGGUUGCCCAGACCCUGCAGACACUUGGAGAGGCGCAGAGCAAGGGGGAGCAGCAGAGGGAGCUGUCCACCUUGGAGCUGCUGAACACUCUCUUCAGGACAGUCAAUCAUGAGAAGCUGUCUGUGGACCUCACCUCUCUCUUGGGCUUGCUGCAGAGCAAGCAGCAGAAGCUACAGCAAAGCCUACAGCAGGGGAACCACUCCUCUGGCUCCAACCGCCUCUACGACCUCUACUGGCAGGCUAUGAAGAUGCUGGGAGUCCAGCGUCCCAAGUCAGAAAAGAAGAAUGCCAAGGACGCUCCUAGCGAUUCCCAGAGCCCCGUUAGCAUGAAGCGGAAGAAAAAGGGAUUCUUGCCUGAGACCAAGAAGCGAAAGAAACUUAAGUCUGAGGACACCACACUAGAAAAGGAUGCUGCAUCAGGGCAGGAUGUAGUGACAGCGGAUGCUACACCUGCUGCUACUGGGAAAGACCAGCCCCCCAGCACAGGCAAGAGGAAGAGGAGGAGGGUGAAGGCCAACACCCCAUCUCAGGUGAAUGGGACACCUGUCACCAAGAGUCCAGCUCCCAACAACCUCACCCUAAGUCCUAGCACCCCUGCUAAGACCCCAAAACUACAGAAGAAAAAAGAGAAGCUGUCACAGGUGAAUGGAGCCACUCCUGUGUCUCCCAUAGAGCCUGAAGGCAAAAAGCAUCACCAGAAGGCUCUUCCCACAAAGGAGGUCUUGAGAAAGUCCCCCCAGUCGGCCCUGCCACGCAAGAGGGCAAGGCUGUCUCUGGUUAGCAGGAGCCCCAGCCUGUUGCAGACUGGGGUCAAGAAAAGGAAAGUGGCCCGGAGGAAAGUGCAGACGCCUUGAGUGAGGUGUGCUCUUCCCUGCCUUCAGCAGCCCAAGAGACUCCUAUUUUUUCACCAAUAUUUUAAUAAAUAUUGCCAUGGUAUAUGA